CAUCGGGCCCCUCCCGGAGAUGCAGAGGGGGGUGCCCCCCGACGUGUCGUUCGAAGAGGUGGCCAUUUACUUCUCCCCCGAGGAGUGGGCAGAGCUCCUGCCCUGGCAGCGGGCGCUGUACCGAGAGGUCAUGGCUGACAACUACGACCUGGUGGCCAGUCUGGGCUCCGUGUCCGAGUUCACUGACAUGAAGGAGGAGUCACCCGGGGAGGUCCCCUGUGCUGGGGGGGACAGCAGAACUUCUGACGCCUCCAGCACCGUUGCCCAGGACGGUUCUGCCAGUGAGGAUGAUGACGGGGAACACUGGGAAUUGGGGUUCAGUGCCCCCCGCUCCGGCUGGAGCGACACCACCCCGGGGGGCUGCGCCGGGGACCCCCCUCGGGAGGAGCCGGGGCCGCCCCCGUGUGCCAGGCUGGGGUUGAGCUGCGGGGCCGAGCCGGGGGCUCCCCGGGCCGAGCCCCCCGCCCCGGGCCCGCCGUUCGUGUGCGGGACCUGCGGCAAAGCCUUCCGGCACCGCCGCAACCUCCUCACGCACAAGAGGCUGCGCGGGGGGAACCGGGCCCGGCACGGCUGCCCCGAGUGCGGCCGCGCCUUCUGCCUGCGCGGGGACCUGCUGCGGCACCGCGGCUCGCACCGGGGGCGGCCCGGCUGCCACCAGUGUCCCCAGUACCCUCAGUGUCUCCAGCGCCCCCAGUGCCCCCAGCGCCCCUCGGGCGCGGCGGGGCCGUGCGAGGACCGUCCCUUCGUGUGCGGGCGCUGCGGGCGCGGCUUCGCCUGGCGGGAGAGCCUGGAACUGCACGUGCGAGCCCACUCGCCCCCCGAGCGCGCCCACCCCUGCCCCGAGUGCGGCCGCGCCUUCCGCAGCCGCGGGCACCUCCGGCUGCACCGCCGGGCUCACUCCGGGCACCGGCCCUUCCCCUGCGCCCGCUGCGGCCGCGCCUUCGCCUCGCAGGCCAACCUGAGCACACACCGCAGGCUGCGCCGCCGCUGCCGCGACCCCCGAGCACAGGGGAACAGGGACCCCCGCGGGGAUGGAAACAGGGACCCUCGGGGUGACAGGGACCACCCUGGGGAUGGGAACAGGGACCCCCAGGGGAACAGGGACCCCCGCGGGGAUGGGAAC
Chiroxiphia lanceolata (lance-tailed manakin) is the source of this 1123-nucleotide messenger RNA. RefSeq names its product zinc finger protein 316-like. NCBI's taxonomy places the organism in Eukaryota, Metazoa, Chordata, Aves, Passeriformes, Pipridae. Gene Ontology annotation, molecular function: DNA-binding transcription repressor activity, RNA polymerase II-specific. Gene Ontology annotation, biological process: negative regulation of transcription by RNA polymerase II. The annotation marks the transcript as partial. The record is from RefSeq and is a predicted model, not a curated record. The transcript is spliced from 4 exons.